Molecule: messenger RNA, 1911 nt
Organism: Adineta steineri
Lineage: Eukaryota; Metazoa; Rotifera; Eurotatoria; Adinetida; Adinetidae
Source: the annotation of a GenBank genome assembly
AUGCAUCUUAGAAAUUCAUCCGAUCAAGCGCAACGAAAACGACGCAAUGAAAAUUUUAUCGGCAUCUGGCUUCAUGAUAAAAACUCUCUAUCUGUCGAGAUGCACGAUGCUAUGAUAACACGUUUGAAAGAAACAUUUGACUAUAUUCGAGUAUUCGAUGAUAUUCUCCCAUUUACAUCGUACAUACUAAAAACAAAUCUAGUUGCUGAUGUCAUUGUUAUUAUAUCUUCAAUUUUACAUGGACCAAGUAUGUGCCAUCUUGUUGAACAACAAGCCAAGAAAAAAGAAAACAAAUUGAGAGAGCAAUACGUUCUUCUUUUCCAGCCAACAAACCAGUCCUUUGAACAUCCGAUGUAUGAAAGUAUUGAUGAAUUGUUCAUCAAAAUUGGAUCAGAUAUUGAAUCUUAUCCACAACGCCCAUCAUCAACUGAAUUAGAUGCCGUUGUUUCACAAACGAUUGAUGAAUAUAAAAAAAGUAGAUUAAUUCCACCUCUUGGUGUUCUGAAUUCGUCAUUGAAACAAAACUCUAUUCGGCAAUUAUCUAAUGAAUCACUAAGAUUUAUUCAAUUUCAAAGUCUUGUCGAAAUCAUGCUUCGCAUGCACCAUGAUGAGAAUAUCUCUAAAGACGAUAUGUUAUCGGCUUGUCGCGAAUACUAUGCAGACAACAUCGUCGAAUUAUCUAAAAUAAAAGAGUUUCAGGAUAAUUACACUGCAAGAAAUGUUAUUGCUUAUUAUACUGAUGACAGUUUUUGUUUUCGGAUGGUAAACAGGGCAUUUCGUAGUGAAGACAUUGAGCACAUUUUCGUUUAUCGAUUGUUUAUCACUGAUCUACACAAAGAGUUGGCUAGAAAAACUGAUGAAAAACAGAAAAUAGAGGAAGAUUUUGUUGUUUAUCGCGGUCAAAAACUACCUAACACAAUUUUACAGCAGUUAAAAGACAAUGUUCAUGGUUUAAUUUCAAUGAAUGGUUUUCUUUCCACUACAAAAAAUAAGAAGGCAGCUAAAGCAUUUUCUGGAGAUGAUGUAAUACGCGACAACCAUGAAAGCGUCGUAUUUGAACUUCAUAUAAAAAAGCCUAACAAUUACACUGGAAAGCCGUUCGCUGAUAUUUCUCUAAAUUAUAACGAAAUGAAUGAAGAAGAGGAGGUUCUUUUUUCCGUUGGUGCAGUCUGGCGCAUCGAAGAUGUUUCGAGACGAGAUCAUAUAUGGAAUAUCAAGUUGACUAACUGUUCUGACCUUGAUAAUGAUUUAGAGCAGUAUCUAACUAGUUUAAGUGAUGGGUAUAGCUUUCUGUCGAUCGGUAACUUAUUACAGCAGUUAGGUGAAAAUACUAAAGCCGAAAAUUUCUAUCGUUACAUGCUAAAAAAUGAACCAAAUCUUACAGACGAGAAUAAAGGUUUUCUACAUUUCUAUAUCGGCAUACUACGUGCAAAGGAACGAGAUUAUCACGGUGCAAUAGAUAAAUUAAAUACGGCGAUUCCAUACUUUUCUUUACCUGCUGUGACGUCUGAAAAAGCAUCCUGUUUAACAACCUUAAUAGCUAAUACAAGUAUCUCAAAACAUCGCUUUGAUAUUUAUUUCAAUAUUGGUGUGGCCCAUUUUCGUACUGGUAAUCGAAGAGAAGCAAAGGAAGCCUGGGAACAUGCCUUGAUCGAAAAAGGAUCACCCGAGGAUAUGGCUAAAGUAAACAGGUAUCUAGGAGAAUUGGCUCAUAUUUGUGGUAAUCUUAAAGAAGCUGCAGAAUAUCAUAAAACCGCUUCUGAGUCGAUUACUAAAAGCUCAGCGAAUGAAGACGCAAAACAUGACUACAAACGUAAGUAUGAUGAAGCCAUGCAGUUGUCCAAUAAGAUGGACGAGAGAUUAAACUUGAAACGGCAGCGUACCAGAAAUGACAAUGAACCACCCAAUUGA